This is a messenger RNA of Dermacentor silvarum, 2081 nucleotides long. It is a transcript of the gene Tfb1, whose product is annotated as general transcription factor IIH subunit 1. The transcript has 12 exons. Bases 432 to 2036 code for a protein of 534 amino acids. Gene Ontology annotation, cellular component: transcription factor TFIIH holo complex; transcription factor TFIIH core complex. Gene Ontology annotation, biological process: transcription by RNA polymerase I; nucleotide-excision repair; transcription by RNA polymerase II. The record is from RefSeq and is a predicted model, not a curated record. Lineage: Eukaryota; Metazoa; Arthropoda; Arachnida; Ixodida; Ixodidae.
CAUGGCAUAACAUGUUGAAUGGUUGAAUGGACAUUGCUGGCGGUUCGGGCAGUUGUAGAUAGUAGUCGUGUUGUGGGAUUUGCUUUUACUCUUCGCUGGUUGCGACGAGUGUAGCGUAUUAUAUGUUGUGUAGUGUUCGAAGGCAUUGUGUGUUUUCGCCCGCGAAGGUUUUGGUUGUUUAUCUGUUCCGAAUGUGCGAACAGCGGACCAUAUUCCCUGCCGUUCUUUUGUUGCGAUUUGCUGUACGAAGAACUAAUCCUCCCGCAUGAAUCGUCCACUCUCGAGCUACGGAUGCGCCGGUUACCGUGACUACUCCAUCUGAAGCGUGGCUUCAGUUUCGUUUCGUGCACUUCAGUAUCCACAUUGCGCCUGAAUUCUGAAAUCAGUGGGUGCUUACUUUGGGCGCGAAUUCGCCCCAUCGCCUCGAAGCUAUGGGCACAUCUUCGGAAGACGUUCUUCUGAUGGUAAGUAAUGUGCGCUACAAGAAGAACAACGGGACCCUCUACUUGAUGGCAGAGCGCAUUGCCUGGAUGUUGGAGGGCAAGGAUUCCUUUUCCGUGAGCCACAAGUAUGCCGACAUCAAAAUGCAAAAGAUAUCGCCAGAGGGCAAGGCUAAAGUGCAGCUCCAAGUGGUUCUUCAUGGCGCCGAGGGUUCUGCGACCACCUUCCAUUUUGUCAACCCUCUAGGCACCCAGGCUCAAUUGGAAGACAGGAACAGCGUGAAGGAGCUGCUACAGCAACUGCUGCCAAAGUUUAAAAGGACUUUGAAUUCUGACCUUGAAGAAAAAAACAGGAUCCUUCAGGAAGACCCACGCCUGUUCGAGCUGUACAGGAACUUGGUUGUCAGCCGGGUGAUCACACCAGAGGAGUUUUGGGCCAACCACGCUCCAAAAAAGGCUGGGAGUGUUCAGGUGGCCCCUUCGUCACAACCCGUUGGAGUCUCAGCUGCGUUUCUCGUUGACGUCCAGCCACAGACAGAUGGCACAGAGGGCCUGAAGUACAACCUCACAGCUGACAUCAUCGACUCCAUAUUUAGGACCUACCCUGCCGUGAAGCGGAAACACCUGGAAAAUGUGCCCGAGCGCAUGACUGAAUCUGAAUUCUGGACGCGGUUCUUCCAGUCCCAUUACUUUCACCGAGACAGGCUCCACACAGGCACGCGAGACCUGUUUUCUGACUGUGCUCGCAGUGACGAAAAAGAUAUACAGGAGGCUAUUGCAAAAGGAUUCCGCGAUCCAUUUGUCGACAUCUCAUCUUUCCAAGACAUCGAAUCAUUUAAUGAACGAGACCUGCCAGGGUCGGUGACAUAUGCAGGGAGUGUAGCGAAUCACUCUAUGAUUCGUAGAUUUAACCAUCACUCCAUGAUGGUUCUACGUGCCUGUGGUGAUGACAAAGAUGCCCCUGUGGAACCUUCCCAAGAAGAAAACCCUGUUGCUGUCAAGCAUGCAAAAGUGUGGGAAAAGACGCAGCUGGAUGACCUGGUUGGCAACAGUGGGACUGGCAGUGGAUUGCCCGUGCGGCUGGGCCAGGGAGAGCGGCACCAACGAGGACCCACGACAGGUGACAGUUCGGCGACACCUGAGGCUCACGUGGCACCUAGCGUCCUGCAACGGGAGCUCGCGCAGUGGAACCCCUCUGGCCAAGGGAUACUGCCUGCUUCAGCUGCCCUCUCUGUCCUUGGUGAACUAUCUCCUGGUGGCGCCCUGAUGAAGAAUGCACAACAGGUGCCUCUCAAAGAUACAGUGAGCAUGGACGUGCAGCAAGACCUUCGCAGCAUCUACACGGCCCAGUUUGAGCUUCUGCGGCACUUCUGGACAUGCUUUCCCAGCACCAGUGCACAGCUUGAAGAAAAGGCAAUUAAUAUGAGGUCUACGCUGGAACGCUUCCAAUAUGCGCAACUUCAGCCUUUCCGAGACAAGCUGCUUCGUGAGCAUCACGCUCCUGAUUUGGCGGGCCACUUGGACGACCUUCUGCAGGCGGCCUACACGAAAUUUAGCAGCUGGCAGUCUCGUCGUUUGUCGCUAGGGCGAAGAUGACCGAUAGCACAGCUGUGGGGCGUCGUAUAAGGCAGAAAAAAAUAA